AUGGUUGAAUGGACUGAUGCACAAAUUUACAUAUUAAUUAAUAAGAAAAAAGACAGAAAUACUGAAUACUAUAAUAUCAUUUCUCGUAACCGCAUCGGAUUUUGGGAGAGUAUUGCGAAAAAAAUUAACCAACAAUAUAAUACAAAUUUCAAUGGAUAUCAGUACAAAGAUAAGUUCAUGAAUCUUGUAAGAGAUUUCCAUAUAUUUUUUAUUAGCUGGUGUGUGACUUUAUGGUUGGAAAUAGUAAGAAGAAAAGAAGUAGGACUGGUAAGCAUUAUUUCAAUGAAUUUUGUACAUGCUUUUGGGAAAGACUGGUUAUUCUAUUUGAUCAGAUCAGGAACACAAACUUAUCAAUACAAAAAGGUUUCUUUUAAUAGGCAAAGAAGUUGGGAACAGUCCUCAGUUAAUAAUGCUAAUGGUGUUAAUGAUGCUAACAGUGUUAAUAAUGCUAACAGUAUUAAUAAUGCUAAUGGUGUCAAUAAUGCUAAUGGUGUUAAUAAUACUAAUGCCAAUAGUGUUAGCCAUGCUAGUCUGAGUGGAGAGAAUUAG
Cetraspora pellucida is the source of this 549-nucleotide messenger RNA. The record is from the annotation of a GenBank genome assembly. Lineage: Eukaryota; Fungi; Glomeromycota; Glomeromycetes; Diversisporales; Gigasporaceae.